UUUCAAUAUCCGUCCCGCACGUCAACAUAUAAGCUUCCCCGGAAGACCUUGCCACCUGGGUCUAUGAGGUAAAAUAUUUUAAAUUCCCUGAACCCCCAUCCUCACGGUCGUGAGACCAUUUACACCCAAUCCAAGCAAAUAUUACCAGGAUGGCUACACCGAUCACCAAUAAGAAAGAUUCUUCCGGAAUCGGAAAGGAGUCCAUCGCGUCGACAGAGCAGGAGCAUGAUCACAGCAAGGGUGUGCUCGUCAAUGCUUCUGGGCACGUGCAAGAGCUUGAUCGUCAAUUCAAUCUUGUCAGUCUUGCUGGUGCUGGACUGGUCACAGGUAACGUGUGGCCGGCCCUGGGUGGAAGCAUUUUGGUAGCAAUUUUCAAUGGAGGCCCGCCAGGUGUCUUGUACGAGUUUAUUACCGUCUCGGUCUUCUACUGGAUUGUCGCAGCAAGCAUCGCCGAGCUUGCAUCUGCGAUUCCGUCCAGUGCCGGCGUUUAUCAUUGGGCUUCGGUGACCCCUGGGCACAAAUGGGGUCGUGUGAAUGGCUUCUUCGGAGGCUACUGGAAUUGGCUCGCUUGGGUAUUCGGCUGUGCCUCGAUGAGCUUCAUCUUUGCAAACACUGUCGUUCAGAUGUGGGGAGUCACCCAUGCUGAUUUCGUGGCCAAGCAGUGGCACGUCUUUGUGGUCUACUUGAUCGUGACCUGGCUUGCCUGCUUCGUCGUCUGCUGUUUCAAUCGUGCAAUGCCAUACAUGACCCAGGUUGGCAUCUUCCUGAUCUUGGCCGGAUUCUUGAUCACAGUCGUCGUCUGUGCUGCUAUGCCGGGACACGGCGGAAGGCCUGCACACGCGAGUUCAAGCUUUGUCUGGACAGAAUGGAAUGCAGACAUUGGAUACGGCGCCGGCUUCACGUUUGUCGCUGGGAUGCUCAACGGAGCAUUCGCAGUGGGCACUCCUGACGUAACAACUCAUCUGGCUGAAGAAAUCCCGAAUCCUCAGAGAAAAGUCCCGCAAGCAAUCGCAUGGCAGAUGGGCAUUGGUUUUGUCACGGGGUUCUUGUAUCUCAUUGCGAUCCUUUACUCCAUCAACGACUACGACGCACUGUUCGAUUCAGCUUACCCGAUUGCCGAGAUCUAUCGUCAAGCCACAGGAUCGUCGGCCGGCGCCAUCGGGCUGCUGUGCUUGUUGCUUUUCUGCAUCACACUGAACGUCGUUGGCGUCUACAUCACCGCAGGGAGGACACUCUGGACGCUCGCUCGUGACCGAGCCACGCCUUUCCCGACCUUCCUCAGCAAAGUCAGCCCACGCUUGGGCAUGCCCAUGAACGCCACUAUCGUCUGCGGUAUCUUCGCUACAGUUCUCGGAUGUAUCUACGUCGGAAGCACCACAGCCUUCAACGCUUUCGUGGGCAGCUAUGUUCUUAUGAGCUCCGCCUCCUAUCUGGCCGCCAUCCUCCCCCACCUCCUGACCGGACGGAAGAAUAUUGUCUAUGGCCCGUUCAGGCUGAAAGGCUGGCUGGGCUACGCCAUGAACUUUGUUGGUUGUGGAUAUAUGCUGGCUUGGUUUGUCAUUUACUCGUUCCCGUUCGCCUUGCCCGUGGAUGCGCAAAAUAUGAAUUACGCUUGUCUGAUCUGGGGCGGCUUGACCAUCUUCGUCGCGGUAUGGUGGUUUAUCGGAGCGCGCAACAAUUAUGAAGGCCCUACCACAACUGGAGGCACAUCUCAGGCCGAGCAGAUUCGGCGGCCGAGCGUGGAAUUGAGGAAGAGAUCGAUUCAGGCAUGAAUGAAAACGCAGCUGUAAGCACCAUCCGAUU
Messenger RNA from Exophiala xenobiotica, 1803 nucleotides. RefSeq lists its product as uncharacterized. NCBI's taxonomy places the organism in Eukaryota, Fungi, Ascomycota, Eurotiomycetes, Chaetothyriales, Herpotrichiellaceae. The record is from RefSeq and is a predicted model, not a curated record. Gene Ontology annotation, molecular function: transmembrane transporter activity. The coding region runs from base 150 to 1772 and encodes 540 amino acids. Gene Ontology annotation, cellular component: membrane. The transcript is spliced from 7 exons. Gene Ontology annotation, biological process: amino acid transport; transmembrane transport.